CAUUUCUAUCGGCAUUUCCGGCAAGGUAGCCAUUUUACUUUGGCAUCAUGCAUCGAGGAUUCAACAAAAAUUCAAACGGCAUUCCAAGAAAUGAAGCAGGAAAGCUGUUCAUUGGUGGAUUAAGCUGGGAUACAGACCAAGAUUCUCUGCUGAACUUCUUCAGUCAGUAUGGAGAAGUCAUCGACUGUGUGGUCAUGAAGAAUCAACAGACUGGGAAGUCACGUGGAUUUGGUUUUGUCACAUUUAAUGAUGCACAGUGUGUAGACACAGUCCUCUCUGCUGCUCCACAUACAAUUGAUGGCAGACAGGUUGAUGCCAAGCCAUGCAAUCCCAAGGCAGCAAAUAAGGGACCAAAGGAUGGAGGUGGAAGAGGACAUGGUGGAGGGGGAGGGGGUGGUGGGGGUGGAGACAAGGACAAAAAGAUAUUCAUGGGGGGUCUUCCCAACGUCGACGAAGAUUUCCUCAGGAACUUCUUUGGAAAAUAUGGAAAGGUUCUGGAUGUCAACAUAAUGAUUGAUCAGCAAAAUAAAAAGUCCAGAGGCUUUGGAUUUUUGACCUUCGAGUCAGAAGAUGCAGUAGAUCAAGUUUGUGCAGAACAUUUUAUAAACAUCAAUGGAAAACAGGUGGAGUGUAAACGAGCCGAGCCAAGAGACGGCCGAGAUAAUAAACAGGGGGGCUAUGGGGGUCGUAGAGGGCAUGGACAGGACAUGAUGGGGCCUCCACAUGGAAUGGAUGGAGGUUGGAACCAGGGAGGGAACUGGAACCAGGGUCCUCCCCCGCAUGGACCGCCCCCACCAGGACCCCCGAUGGGGAACAUGGGAUUCCCACCCCAGGGGCCUGGAGGAUAUCAACAGCAGCAACCUCCACCCGGACAGGGGUUCCCCCCACAGCAAGGCCCACCCCCACAGCCCAGUUACCAAGGAUACCAGUCUCCUCCGGGAUAUCAGCAAGGAGGGUGGGGAGGACAGCCCCCUAAUGCAUCACCUGGUCAACAAGGUGCCUGGCCACCCCAGUCCGCUGCACCCCCACAGGCAGUGCCCCCUCCUGCAGAUACCCAACAGUCCUAUGCUGGAUAUGCGUCUCCUCAGGCUGGAUAUAGCCAGCCCCCCACCACAGCCUAUUCACAGUGGGGAGCCACUGCCAGCUCCCCUGUGGCCCCUCAGCCAGCUGCUGCCCAGCCCCCCACCCAGCAGCCAGCCCAGCCCAGCUACAGUCCCUAUGGACAACCUCCAGCAGCAGCUGCUGCCCCAGCUACUCCCGGUUAUACCCCAGCCCCGGGGACUCAGUCAUACAGCUCACAUUACAAUGUAGCAGUCGCUGAUCCAUCCCAACCAGCAACACCCACAACUGCUCAAGCAGGAUACAGCACGUAUAACCCAUAUGGAGCCCCACAGACACCAGCUUCUGCUGUGCCUGACCCCUAUGCUCCAACUUCACAGCCAGCCACUGCCCCAGGAGCCCAGGUUCCCAUGGGAGUUCCUGACCCUUAUGCCCAACCCCCUGUAGCCCAACCUCCUGCUGCCCCUGGAUAUGGAGAUCCUCCAGGUUUUGGUGUGGCCCCACAACCAGCAGCUGGAUAUGGAGGUCAAGGUGAUGGACAGGCUGGGGGAUAUGCUGCCCAGCCCGGCGGGGGAUACCAGAGGCCCUCGGUGUCCUCGGCCCAAGGAUACCACCCAUACAGAAGAUAGAGGCAUUUGUUUCUGAACAGAGGAAAUUUUAAGCUGUUUGUUUCUGAACAGAGGAAAUUUUAAGCUGUAUUGUGUACAGCAUAUAUAGAGAUUACUCACUGAAUAUUAGGGCCACCUGUUGGUUAUAACUGAUGACAUUUUACGUCAUUGCUGAAUUGUAAACAGUGCUACUUCACCAUCAUCAUGAACUGGAAUGGAAUUUCAUCAUCUGUGAAGUACUGCCAUCUUGUGUGUAAAGCUAUUUUCUCAUAUUCAUAUUGUUUUUAAUGAUGUUUAAUUGUCAUUUACUUGUUCGUGUACAUGUGUUUUUUAUAUGCUCUGUAAAAAAUGUUAUUUUUUUUCAAAAAUUGGUUUUAGAAAUUGCUGGUUUUUACCAAAUGAUAAAUUUAAUACAUUACAACAUGUUUAAAGUCAGUCAAGAUAGGCAGCUAAUGUGGUAUCUUCAUUUUCUAAAGAAUGUACACUGUACAUGGUCAACUUCAGCUAAAAUAUUUAGAUAAUAAUUAAGGAAAUGCGUUUGAUUUUGUCUACCUAGUAGUAUGUUUGUGAAACUUCAAUUUAGAAUACAUUUAUAGACUUA
Magallana angulata is the source of this 2268-nucleotide messenger RNA. Its product is annotated as DAZ-associated protein 1-like. The transcript has 13 exons. Gene Ontology annotation, molecular function: RNA binding. The coding region runs from base 48 to 1688 and encodes 546 amino acids. Gene Ontology annotation, cellular component: cytoplasm. The record is from RefSeq and is a predicted model, not a curated record. Lineage: Eukaryota; Metazoa; Mollusca; Bivalvia; Ostreida; Ostreidae.